AUGGCUUGCGUGGCGGACCGUGAGGCUGCGGUGAGGGAGGUGGCGCAGGUGUACGAGCUCAUCAAGCUCCAGCAGCCUCUCCUCCUCAACUGCUCCUCCUCGUCGCCGCCGUCGACCCAGCUCGCGCAGAGCCUCCUCAGCAAGGCGCUGCGAGCCCUCAACGUCGCCCUCUCCGUCAUGAAGCAGCAGCAGCAGCAGCAACCUGUUGUCGCCGUCAAAGCUGAGCCUCACCUCUCGCCGCCCAGCCCAGCGUCUGCCGAUUCCGAAGCCAUAGCACCCAGCACGGCAACAAGAGGCGCCAAAAGAAGAAGAUCAUCAGUAGCAAUGGAAGGGAAGAAGAAGACCUCGUCAUGGGAGACCUUAACCGCCGUGCCCUACGACGACGGCUACCAGUGGAGGAAAUACGGCGAGAAGAAGAUCAACGGGACGCUCUUCACGAGGAGCUACUUCCGGUGCACCUACAAGCAGGACGACGGCGGCUGCCUGGCCACCAAGCACGUCCAGCAGAUAGACAACGACAGCUACCCGCCCAUGUUCCAAGUCACCUACAACAACCACCACACCUGCAGCAGUGCCAAAGCUACUGCACCCAACAACAACACCGGCAGCAGCAGCAACCUCGCUGCAUUGCUAGCAGGCUGCGGCAGCAGCAAGGGACUGACGACGACCAAUGCUCGGCCAACUGGGCAUGCUACUGCUGCUGCCAUGAACAUGAAGCAAGAAGAACCACCGCUGCUGCUGCUGCCUCCACGGGUCGAGCCUCCUGCCUGCUUUCCUUAUGAUGACCAAACGAUGCCACAGUGCCAAGAGCCGCUGUUUCCUACAAGUAUGGAGCAGCAGUUCGUCUGUGAUGCUUUAAGAGACCACGACUCUCCUGUCGAUGGAGGAAUCCCGUCGGCUAGUACUGGUUCGUGCAUCUCCGGCGAGACCAGCUGGUGGGAUGGGUAUUCUGGGGACAUGGCGGCGCAGAUGGCAGCUGAAGACGACCCUCUCCACGACCUCGACCGCUUCCUCCAGUGCGAUAGCUUCAUGGACUACCAGUACUAA
This is a messenger RNA of Miscanthus lutarioriparius, 1047 nucleotides long. Lineage: Eukaryota; Viridiplantae; Streptophyta; Magnoliopsida; Poales; Poaceae. The record is from the annotation of a GenBank genome assembly.